This is a messenger RNA of Osmia bicornis bicornis, 2947 nucleotides long. RefSeq names its product sodium-independent sulfate anion transporter-like. Gene Ontology annotation, biological process: transmembrane transport. Gene Ontology annotation, molecular function: sulfate transmembrane transporter activity. The transcript is spliced from 10 exons. The record is from RefSeq and is a predicted model, not a curated record. Gene Ontology annotation, cellular component: membrane. The coding region runs from base 730 to 2826 and encodes 698 amino acids. NCBI's taxonomy places the organism in Eukaryota, Metazoa, Arthropoda, Insecta, Hymenoptera, Megachilidae.
UCCUCUCUAGAGCGUUGUAACCUGACUCAGAAGCACGUGACGAUGUUUUAGGAGAGAUGGGAAUUAAUGCGCAGACGCAUCAGCACACCGCGCAAAGGCAAAUUCUCGACUGUCAAGUUUUAGCUCGGGUGAGCGUUACCCGCAAAGAGCGAAAGACACGUACGGUGACGUUUGCAACGUUCGAACGUUUAUAAAGCUUUCUGUUCGAUUCGCAACGAACGAAGAAUUCAUCAAAAGCACGUAGGUGUUACUUUCUCACGUACAAUCGUAACCUGAAUUCUCAAACGAAAAUGUACCUUUCGAGCGCGUAACCUGAAACACAUUUCGCUCGUACGGUUUCGUUCACACGUGGUGAAACUUUGUUGCUUUUCCAUUUUUUUUUCGCCCGUUAAAUUAAAAAAUUCUAUCCGGAUAAAUUCGGUUAGGAUAGACUCGUAAAUUGUUCGUGGGUGUGUCUACGAAACGAAGGAGAGUAAAGAAAAAAAAAAAAAAAAAAAAAGGAACACGUUCGUGUUGCUCCUAGUAAAAAACGACAAGCCGGAAGACGCGCUUGCUGGACACGAUGGCUUCAGGAAUUGCGACCAACGCGUUGCAACGUGCUGCUGCUGCCUUAGUGGUGUGAUACCUAUUGCAAGGGUCGCAUACGGACUGAACAAUGGUGUCUGCUUGAGCGUUACUGCUGUGGUUUACAUUUCCCUAUACAUCAAUUUCCCUUGGUAUUUGACGAAAAUGUCUAAAUACAAUAUUCAAGAAUACGAUCUGGAAACGGGUAAAGAGGUACGGUUAACCGGCUACAAUAAUGCCAGUUUCGAGGAUCCUCUCCAAAGCAAUAACAACGAUCUCGAAGAAACUCCUGACUUGGAGAACAGACUACAUAUUUGCAAUAAAUACAACAAACCCGUGAGCAAUGACGCUACACAAAAUCCCGAAAAGAAUCUAUUAUGCUCCUUAGGAAGGAAAUGGUUAUACCAACGAAUCAAAAGGAGCUGCAAGAAAAAGUUACUCUAUAAAAGGAUACCCAUCACAGCAUGGAUACAGAAAUAUGACAAAGACUAUAUAGCCAGUGAUCUUGUUGCUGGUAUUACUGUAGGGCUCACUAUUAUACCACAAGCAAUAGCUUAUGCGAAUGUUGCAGGACUUCCUCUGCAGUAUGGCUUGUAUUCUUCCUUCAUGGCCUGUUUUGUAUACACCAUCCUAGGAUCCUGCAAAGAUGUGCCAGUUGGUCCAACAGCUAUUAUCGCGAUAUUAACUAGGGAAACUUUACAAAAAUCUGAUUUGGGACCUGAUUUUGCAGUACUUUUAACGUUCAUCUCUGGCUGUGUUUGUUUACUGAUGGGCAUCUUACAAUUAGGUUUUUUAUUGGAUUUCAUAUCAGGACCGGUUUCGGUCGGUUUUACAUCAGCCGCAGCAAUUAUCAUUGCCACUAGCCAAGUGAAGGAUAUCCUAGGCAUUCAUAUUGGCGGUAGUAAAUUCGUCGAAGUAUGGCAGAACAUAUUUGAAAAAAUUGGCGAGACGAAACCUUGGGACACUGCGUUAGGCGUCACAUGUAUAAUCGUUCUUCUUCUUCUUAGAGUUAGUAUCUUGUCUCCUGUAAACUUGUAUACAUAUAAAACUAUCAAAAUUGAAUCAAUUGAAAUACAUAUGUAUAAUGAUUUUCACUUACAGAAAGUCAAAGAUCUAGCUGUAAUGCAACAGGCAGCAAAAGUGCCAUCAAAAGCACGAGCGAUCAUGCAAAAAUCCCUCUGGUUGCUUUCUACAGCGCGAAACAUUCUCGUAGUCCUCGUUUGCGCCGUUAUGUGUUGGCUUUUAGAAAGUCACUUAGGUUUCUCGCCAGUUAGUUUGACGGGUCAUGUCAAACAAGGACUUCCGGAAUUUCGCCCGCCACCGUUUCAAACGUACCAUAACAAUGAAACUUACAAUUUCAUUGAUAUGGUCUCUGCUUUGGGUUCUGGUUGCCUGGUCAUUCCUUUGCUGAGCCUUCUGGAAACCAUCUCCAUCUCCAAAGUUUUUAAUGAAGGUAAACCAAUUGACGCGACCCAAGAAAUGUUGGCUUUAGGUGUAUGCAACGUUGUGUCAGCCUUCGUUUCUUCCAUGCCCGUCAGCGGAGGACUUAGCCGUGGAGCUGUGAACCAUUCCUCUGGGGUGAAAACAACCCUGGGUGGUGUUUAUACUGGUCUGCUGGUGCUCGUAUCACUUCAAUUCCUUACCCCGUAUCUAUACUUUAUUCCUAAUGCCGCUCUCGCGGCAAUCAUAAUCGCUGCAGUCAUUUUCAUGGUAGAAUUACACGUGAUCAAGCCCAUAUGGAGAACAAAAAAGAUUGAUCUGAUACCAGCAAUAGCAACAUUUUUAUGCUGUCUGUUUAUAAGACUUGAGUUAGGUAUAGUGAUUGGUAUCGGUAUAAAUGUCAUAUUCCUACUUUAUGCUUCUGCAAGACCGUCCUUACGAGUUCAUAAAGAUACGAGUAUCAACGGCUGUGAAUAUCUUGUCAUAACACCUGAUAGAAGUCUCGUUUUUCCAAGUGUUGAAUACGUACGGGCUGUAAUUAGUAAGCAUGGUACGAAGGAAGGAACCGGCGUGCCUGUUGUUAUAGAUUCUACACAUAUUCAAGCAGCAGAUUUUACGGCCGCGAAGGGUAUCAAGAAUUUAACAGAGGACUUUUCUAAACGUGGACAACCUCUGAUCUUUCAUAAUUUAAAACCAAGCAUUAUUGAAAUUUUUAAAGCUGUAAAACCUUCCGGUUUAAGGUGUAGUUCUACUGAACUUGAACUCAAUGAUUGCCUCAAAGAAUUUUCAAAUGUUUCGGCAGCUACCAUGAAUAGGUACUGACCAGUACUUAUUGUUAGAUCUUUUUUCAUUCCCGUCCCGGAACUCCUUUAAUUUAUCAUGUAUCAGUAUUACGUUAAUAUAAAGACACCCGACAAUACAAACAAUAAAGAAAAGCAAUGUA